CAUGAAAGUAAAAUUCUAGAUAUUAUAUUUUCGAUCGACUGAUGGCUGCUAGUAGGUGAUGAAUCUAACGGAUUUCUACAAGAAUGAAAUCUUUUCGUGUUUACGUUGUAAUUGCCUCGCUGCUUCUACUCGUAACAGCUUUGUUAUUCUGUACCAAUCUGCAUCCUCGUCCAUCCAUCGAUGUUCUUUCUAACGUCAUUCCUCAGCCUAAUGGACAAUUCUCUGGUGGACAUCUAGAGCUGCGGCUCAACAAGUUAUACGAUGGUGUCGAAACUCUUGUUUUAUUCAUCGGCCACGCUCGUAGUGGUCAUAGUCUCAUCGGAGCCAUUUUGGAUGCUCACCCAGAGAUUAUCAUUCCUCACGAAUAUAAUUUGAUAGUAAAGUGGAGUGAAUUCAAACUGAAAAGCGGCAGUGGGCUAAAGACCCGUGUCCUUUUUGCCCUGCACGCCUUGUCACGAUUUCAAGCAAUGUUUGGAAACCGUGCAGCAUCACGCCGUAGCGGUGGUGGGUAUAGUUACUCUGUACCUGGACAGUGGCAGGGAACGUAUAAAGAAAGAGUAAAGGUCAUUGGAGACAAAAAGGGAACAGCAACAAGCCAUUUGUUAGAAAAUCCAAAAAAUUUUGAUAUUUUGGAGGAUAUAAGCAGAACUCUUACCCUAAAACUUAAAUUCAUUCACGUUAUCAGAAACCCGUUUGACAAUAUUGCCACUAAAUUGCUGAGAAAUCUCGAGGUCAGGGACAUGGCUAAAAGCAGCACAUUUAAAGCUGCAUAAAGCGACGUUUGUUGACUUCAAAGUGACACAUUGAAAAUACAAGCAAGCAAUGUAACCUUGUUGGAUAAAAUUAUCGACGACUUUUUUGCCAAAGUAAAGUCCGCUGAGAGACUGAAACGAUAUGGGAAGUUCGAAGUACUAGAUGUCUACGGUCAUGAAGUUAUUUCCAAACCCCGUGAAAGUCUGCAAAACCUAUGCAACUUUCUAAAAGUAGCCUGUUAUCCAGACUUUGUCGAAUCUGCCUCAGAACUACUGUACGCUAAGCCGUCGUUGACGAGACAUGCGGUCGCGUGGACUUCAAAACAGAAGGAAAGAAUUAUGAACGAGAUGAACAAGUACUCUUUUCUGGAGCGUUUUUCUUUUGAUAGUGAUUCUAAAUAAUUAUAAAUUUUCUUUUAAUGGAUGAGUGUUGAUGAAGCUUAAAGCGUUCAUACUCUGUAUAGAAGAGAACAGUACUCUUUGCAAAAAAUUUCAUCUUGGACUCAAACGAGCAACAUCAGACCGUGUUUGAGAUAAGCAUCAAAGUCUUCUGGUGACACUAAUUAAAAAGCUUUAUUUCUGGAUUUCCUUCAUGACUUUCUCUUUGUGUUCGUUAUUCCAUUCUAUCAAAUGCGUAGUCCGAGAUGAUUUGGAAUAGAGAUCUCUUGUUGCUAAUUCGACAAAAUCACUGUAACAAGAAACACCAACAAAGUCACAUACCAGCUGUUUACAUUGAGAAUCUGAUAGUGUCUAAUUUUACGAAGAUAUGGAACUGCCUGUGCUUUGAUGAAAUAUUUUUCGAUGCAGAAGUCGAGGUUGGUUGCAUUCCCUGCCCUAUAAGAAAAUCAUAAGGUUUUAGAUUGUGAUUCAAUGACAACUAAUUAUUAUUUUAUCAAAACAGUUUAUGUGAAUAUAUGUAAACAAACAGUAAAUCACAAAUAUUCUUACAGAACUAAUGGUAAUAAUAAAACAAAGGAAAAAAUGGACGAUAUAUAGUGGAUAUUGCACAAGGACAAGAAGUUAUGAAUUCCAUGUACUAGUGGCAAGAACAAUAUCGCGGCCAUUAUCCCGGAUGUAGCGAUCGUAUUGAUUCUGCGAGUGUUUCAGUUCCUGGUAAAACACUCCAGUCCAUAUAGCAAAAUCAAAUAUUAUCAUGAAAAAUAAAAGGUUUACUUUGAUAAGAACCAGUGAGAAAUAAUGGAAAACAAACUUCUAUAUUUGCUUACUAUUUGAAGACUUCCAGGAUUCACACCGUUAUCAAAUGGAUUUCUGAUGACGUUAA
Messenger RNA from Pocillopora verrucosa, 2034 nucleotides. RefSeq lists its product as uncharacterized. Gene Ontology annotation, cellular component: Golgi apparatus. Gene Ontology annotation, molecular function: protein-tyrosine sulfotransferase activity. Gene Ontology annotation, biological process: peptidyl-tyrosine sulfation. Lineage: Eukaryota; Metazoa; Cnidaria; Anthozoa; Scleractinia; Pocilloporidae. The record is from RefSeq and is a predicted model, not a curated record.